AUGCCUGUGCCCCCGAAAACCUUCCAAAGUGACGACACCGUCCUCGACCCCGCAAUUAAGAAACACAUCGCCUCCCUCUACGAAGCCGUCGACAACCACGAGCUCGAAAAAUGGGGCUCCCACUUUACUGAAGACGCCGAACUAAAGAAGGGCACAUCUAACGUCAAGGGGAGAGCUACACUCAUCGAUCUCGUCACAAAAUCCUGGUCAACCCUUCGUAGCCGCGACCAUACCGUCUACGCGGUGUACCCGUUUGGUCAUAAAGCGGAGGAGGUCAUGAUGCAUGGCAGGAGUGUCAACAUCUCAAAAAUUGGAGAGGAGAGCAUAUUUGGCGCUCUAUCUAACAUCAAUAACCGAGCCCAGCCAUCUACAGCUAUGAACGACGAAACUUCUCCAGACAUGCCUGAUCUCGGUUAUGAAAUGGAGCAGUUCCUCAUCCAGACCUAUUUUGAGAUGGCUCAUUCCCAGUAUCCGAUGUUACUAAGGCACCAGUUUCUGAAGUGGUAUGAGUCGUGGCGUACGGAGAGGGCGAAGUUACCCGUUGCGAUAAGGUGGAAAGGGUUUUUUGUGUAUAUGGUCUAUGCGAUUGCAUUCCUGAUGACUAAAUCUCGCAUCAACGGUGAGAUCAGAGCGCAAGAAUUUCAUGCUCUCGCAACAACAAAAUAUCUCCCAUAUUUGCAGGCAUUGCCAAAUACUUUGCUUCGCGCACAGGGCUUCUUGCUACUAGGUUUCUAUGCACUGCACAUGCCAUCCGGAGCGGAUAUUAUGGCAUUAUCAUCAUGGACGAUUCGGUUUUGCGUCAUGUCGCAGAUGCAUCUAGCCGAGACAGAGCCAGAUCCAAUAAAUGGCGAUGCAUUGAUUCAUAUUCAGCAUCGGAGACGAGUCUUUUGGUGUGCUUACGCUAUGGAUCGAGCUGUGUGUAGCUCGUUUCACAUUCCGUGCUCGAUUCCAGAUAACCAAAUCACUGUUCCGCUGUUCGAUAAAAUUGACGACGACCAAUUACUUGCAUCACCAGGUGACAUGCUCACACACCUCGUAGACCGGAAUGGCCCUGCUAGCAUCUCCGCGGCUUUACACAUCAUUGUAAGCCGGCAACUCGAAUCACAAAUUCAAGAAACCGUUCUCAGCAAAGACUUUAACCCUCAAUCCGAAGAACUUUUCCGAUGGCGAUCCGAAAUUUUAGGAAAACUGAAAGAAUGGAAUACGCAAUCUGCGACGACCUCGGAACCUUCCCAAAAGGGGUAUGUUAGUAUCCAAUGGCUGCAGAUGAUCUAUUACUACAAUAUCGUGAUGCUCUUCCGCCCUACAAAGACAAUUGUGCAGGGUGUAGCGGGAGAUUUGACGGUGCAAGCAUGCUGUCAGGCGCUGCUGUUGUUUCGGAAGUUUCAGAUGGCUAGGGAAAUUGCGCAGCCGUGGCUUGGGCUUCUCACACAAUUCCAGCUGGGCGUCUGCCUACUAUACUGCUUCUUUGCAACUCCACUUCCUCAAUGGAAACAAUCCUACAAAUCGUCUACAGUCUCCAACGCCAUUCGCGCCUGUUCUAGCACGCUAGCCAUUCUCGCUGAACGAUGGGACGAAGCAGAAUGCCUCCGCGACGUGUUUGAGAUUCUGGCUCGCGAGAUUUCUGUGAGUGAGACAUGGGGACGACCAACGAGGAUUAGCGAGGCUGGAAGGUCUGGUAUUGAGCAAAAUUGGGCGGGUCUGACGGCGGUGCUGGUUCAUCGGCCUACGUUGUUGAUGAUUCGGGAGAUUAUUACGGAGGAUUUUGUAUGUGUGAGCGCGACGGGCUCGGAACAACCGGGGUUGAUUGACGCACAUCAUAAUGCGACGCAAGGUGAGGCUGGAACAGCGCAUAAAGAGGUAGAUCUGCAAUGGGCAGAUUAUACUCCCGGUCUAUUGCUUAGUCUAGAUACACCUUUUGAUACAGAGAAUGCCGCGGAGGAGUUCUCUGAUGAUAUUACGUUCUACUUGUGA
Talaromyces amestolkiae is the source of this 1974-nucleotide messenger RNA. RefSeq lists its product as uncharacterized. Gene Ontology annotation, molecular function: DNA-binding transcription factor activity, RNA polymerase II-specific; zinc ion binding; sequence-specific DNA binding. Bases 1 to 1974 code for a protein of 657 amino acids. NCBI's taxonomy places the organism in Eukaryota, Fungi, Ascomycota, Eurotiomycetes, Eurotiales, Trichocomaceae. Gene Ontology annotation, biological process: positive regulation of transcription by RNA polymerase II; DNA-templated transcription. The record is from RefSeq and is a predicted model, not a curated record. The transcript has 7 exons.